AUGGGAAUCACCGAGAAUUCAAUUGUGGAGGACACACUCGCAUGGCCCGCCAGUAGAGUUCGCUCCACAUUCAUUGACUUUUUUUCGCAGUCGCACGCGCACACGUUCGUGCCUUCGAGUCCAGUCGUUCCUCACGAUGACCCCACUCUCUUGUUCGCGAACGCCGGUAUGAACCAGUAUAAGCCAAUUUUCUUAGGAGUGGCUCCCCCGGAUUCCUUCCUGUCGACCCUGAAGCGUGCGUGCAACUCCCAAAAGUGCAUCCGUGCAGGAGGCAAGCACAACGAUCUCGAUGACGUCGGGAAGGACACUUACCAUCACACCUUCUUUGAGAUGCUUGGUAACUGGAGUUUUGGAGACUACUUCAAAGCGGGCGCGAUCGACAUGGCAAUGGAACUCCUCACUGGAAAAUACGGACUCCCUGCCGAGCGCAUUUAUGCUACGUACUUUGGAGGCGAUGGUAAGCAAGGCCUAGAACCAGACCUCGAGGCGCGUCAGUUCUGGCUCAAGUACUUGCCGGAGAGCCGCGUGCUCCCGUUUGAUUGCAAGGACAACUUUUGGGAAAUGGGAGACACUGGACCAUGUGGGCCAUGCACCGAGCUUCAUUUUGACAGAAUUGGAGGUAGGGACGCGUCCGCACUGGUCAAUAUGGAUGACCCCACCGUGAUUGAGAUAUGGAAUCUCGUAUUUAUCCAAUUCAACAGAGAGCCCGAUGGCUCUCUCAGGCAACUCCCAAACAAACAUGUUGACACAGGCAUGGGCUUUGAGCGCGUCACCUCUAUUCUUCAAGAAAAGAUGUCUAACUACGACACAGAUGUUUUCAUGCCGAUUUUCGAAGCAAUUCGGAUUGCGACAAGUUGCAGGCCCUACGCCGGACUUUUGGGGAAAGAGGAUGUUGACGGUGUCGACAUGGCUUAUCGUGUCAUCGGAGAUCACAUUCGCACCCUCACGAUCGCCGUUACGGAUGGUGCCGUGCCAGAUAGCGAUGGCCGAGGCUACGUGCUUCGUCGAAUCCUCCGCCGUGCAGUUCGGUACGGCCGAGAAUUUCUAAAGGCACCAGAUGGUUUUUUCUCGGGCCUUGUUGACUCCGUUGUUGCUUCAAUGGGAGAAGCCUUCCCGGAGCUUCAUCAGAAGCGCGAUCAUGUCGUUGAGAUCUUAGCACACGAGGAGACCACCUUUUUGCGCACUUUGGGUCGUGGAACUGAACGCUUUAAGCAAAUCAGAAGAGAACUCGAGAAGACUGGCGGAAAGGUUAUCUCAGGAGCGGAUGCCUUCUUCUUGUAUGACACAAUGGGAUUUCCGCUUGAUCUCACGCAGCGAAUGGCAGAAGAGGUCAAUCUUUCUGUUGACGAAGACGGAUAUCACAAGGCAAUGGAGGCUGCCAGAGAUAUGUCGCGCAAUGAUCGCGCCAGCAGGUCUGGUGUUGAUGGAGUUAGACUUGUUUUGGAAGCUGAGGAGACGGCAUAUCUUGGCAGCAAAGGGAUUGUGCCCACCAAAGAUGACGCAAAGUACAUCUGGAACGAGACUCCAAGCGCAACUGUAAAAGCCAUCUUCGGUGGUGGCCGUGGCAACUUCGUCGAGUCAACAGAGAAGCUCGCUGAGGGGGCGGUUUUCGGAGUUAUUCUGGAUUCUACAAGCUUUUACGCGAAGGCUGGUGGUCAAGUUGCUGACACUGGCUUGUUGCUCGAUGCAACGAGCGGGAAUUUUCUCUUUGAAGUGACAGAGGUUGAGGUAUUUGGCGGCUUCAUCCUCCAUAUUGGGAAAAUGGUCUCUAAUGGACCCGGAUUUAAGGUGGGAGGUGUGGUGUCUUGUGCAGUGGACUAUGAAAACAGAGGAAAGAUCGCGCCCAACCAUACUCUUACGCAUGUUCUGAAUUUCGCUCUACGAAAAGUUUUGGGAGAUGGCGUUGAGCAGAAGGGUUCCGAAGUUGACCACACUAAGCUCCGAUUUGAUUUCUCGCAGAAAAAGGCCUUGACGAGUAAACAAGUGGCUGAAGUGGAAAAGAUUGUGUGUAAGACCGUAGAGGAGAGCAAGCCAGUUUACACCCGGGUAACUCCGCUGGCAGAUGCGAAAGCAAUUCAUUCAUUGCGUGCAGUCUUUGGUGAGACGUACCCAGAUCCCGUUCGCGUGGUCUCGAUUGGUGCUCCAGUGGAAGAUUUGGUGGCUGAUCCAUUGAACGAGGCCUGGUCUGCCCUCAGUAUUGAGUUUUGUGGAGGCACUCAUCUGCAAAACACAAAAGAGGCUGAAUCUUUUCUUAUCAUUCAGGAAGAACCAGUUGCUACUGGAAUAAGACGCAUCACUGCAGUGACUAAGGAUGCCGCAGUUGAGAAAGCUGAAGUAGGCAAGGCAAUUGAGGAAAAGGUUGCAGCCGCGGAGAAGCUUACCUCUGCGCAAUUACCUGACAUAGUACCGGCGCUUGUUAAUGAAGUGAACGGGACAACCAUGGGUGCAGUGCAGAAGAAUGCGCUACAUUCUAGAAUGGCUGUGCUGAUGAAGAAAUCAACGGAAGAGUUGAAAAUACGUUCGAAGGGUGCUCUUGAAGAAGGUCUUCUUGCGGCAGAAAAGGAAGUUAUGGCCGCCAAAGAGAACGGAAAGAACCUGGCAGUUGUCUUGGUGCCACUCGAAGGUGAUGGCAAAGCAUUAAGCAAAGUCGCAACGAAGUUCGGAGGAAUGUGGCCCGAGGGUGCGGUAAUGGCUAUUUCAGUAGAUCACAAGAAAAACCUUGUGCGUGUUUGUUCCGUUAGUACAAAAAUACCGGCAAACAAAUGGGCGAUGGACACGAUGGCUCCUGCAGGGGGCAAAGGAGGAGGGAAGGCAACGGCAGCAAACGGAACGUGCAAGUUCCAAAGUGACGAACAGGUCGAGGGAAUAGUAGCCUUUGCCAAACAAUGGACGCCGUAGAAACCUGUUCGUCGCUUCUUGGGCUUUAUGAUCAAUCCAGAGUCACUCUUAGGACCUGAAAUAAGUCAUGCAGAGCCGGACGCCAUACAUGUAAACUACGAGAAUUGACUAA
Messenger RNA from Chondrus crispus (carragheen), 3010 nucleotides. RefSeq names its product Alanine--tRNA ligase. Gene Ontology annotation, cellular component: mitochondrion; cytoplasm. Gene Ontology annotation, biological process: alanyl-tRNA aminoacylation; tRNA modification. The transcript has 2 exons. Lineage: Eukaryota; Rhodophyta; Florideophyceae; Gigartinales; Gigartinaceae. Bases 1 to 2898 code for a protein of 965 amino acids. The record is from RefSeq and is a predicted model, not a curated record. Gene Ontology annotation, molecular function: nucleic acid binding; aminoacyl-tRNA deacylase activity; alanine-tRNA ligase activity.